Lepisosteus oculatus (spotted gar) is the source of this 5673-nucleotide messenger RNA. It is a transcript of the gene cep131, whose product is annotated as centrosomal protein 131. The record is from RefSeq and is a predicted model, not a curated record. Gene Ontology annotation, biological process: regulation of centrosome duplication; intraciliary transport involved in cilium assembly; cilium assembly. Lineage: Eukaryota; Metazoa; Chordata; Actinopteri; Semionotiformes; Lepisosteidae. Gene Ontology annotation, cellular component: centriolar satellite. Gene Ontology annotation, molecular function: protein binding.
UGGUUGCUACAGAGAAUGUUAUGCUUCGUUGUCGGUUGCAAUAGUUUUUUUUCUGGUGUUGGUGGGGUUGACAUGGGGUGUCUUAAACUUAUCCAGUUGUUUUGUUGUAAUGUUUGAGAGAAGUGGUUGUUUAUAGUGGUCUGUGGUCUAAUGCGCAAGGUAGUUAAACGUGGCAAGAGAUCAGCCUAAUGAGAGAAAACUGUUUUAGCAUUGUUUUUGAUCUAUCAGAAUCACGUAGUGUGCCGUUGUUUUCAGCCCCUACUGCUAUCACCGAAAGGAAAAUACUUUAUGUUAAAGAUGUAUACAGUACGUUGUGUUUUUAAUUGCGAAUGAUGCCAGGCGUUUUAUGUUGACCUUAAUUUUUUUCAUGCUUGGAAGAAUUUAACGUAUUUGCGCUUUGUAAAGAGCUAUCAGAUUUCGUCUCGGUUUUCUUAACCGAAUCUUAAUCAUAGAUUAAUUUUCUAAACCCCUCACCCUUUCUUAAAAAAAGGUAAUGAUUUUUUGGGGGGGAGGUCAGAGUAGCACUAUUGUGUAGUUACUGAAUUGUUAUUGCAACAGUUGUACAGUUUUUUUAUACCUGUCAGCCAAAUCUACGAUUUCCUCGCUGCCUGCUUUUGAGACCUGGACAAGCCCAUCACUGACAAUUUUACCAUUUCCUCCAAAUGUUCUGCCUUCCUGGAACAGACAUCAUUGGCAUCUUCAAGGUGUGUGAGGAUGCACACUGCCCGCAGCCCCCCAUCUCUACCUGGUAAUGCCUCUGUGGGUGCAGGCGACGCGCUGGAUCUCAGCCUCACUGGUUCUCAGCUCUCUGUGUCCCGCCGGCCCAGCAGUGCCUUCCAAGCCAAGCACUUCUCCCGCUCCGUCUCCCUCGCCUGCGACGGCAAGGGCAAGCGCAAUGCCCUGACUGAGGCUGGACUGGCUAGCACUCGCUCCAUUAAGAACCUGCGCAGAUCUAACAGCACUACCCAAGUCAACCAAAGACCCAACACCUCUGUCAGUGAGGACCAGUCGGAUGAUUUCCUGGCUUUGUUUGACAGCAGUUCAGAUGGCAGAAGGAAGCUUGCCAGCCUCAGCAAAGCCUCCCCAGACCGCACCACUUGGAACAUCUUGGAUGACCAGCCUCGAGCCUUCCCUACACCUGGCAGUGCUCGCAGUACCAGCACCGUGGACUCCCCUGUGGGUAUGAAGAAGAGAGAGGCUGGUAUCGCUCUGGCUGCCAACUUCACAGCCAACAACAGGAGCAACAAAGCAGCAGUGGGGAACUCUGUUACCACAAUCCUCCACAAUAACCACUCUGACAAGACAUUCACCCCAAAGAGCUCCAACCAGAAGCCAUCCCUCAAUAAUAUUAUCAAGGCCACAGUCCAUGAUGAGGGCAGUCUUGAGAAUGGGUCCUUGACCAAGUCCCAGAAGAACUUCUCCACCAAUAACAACAUGGCACUCGGCAGCCCCACCCACCUGAGGAGACAGGAGGUGACGGAGGAGGAGGCUGAAAGGUUUAUCCAACAGGUGAACCAUGCAGCGGUGACCAUCCAGCGUUGGUACCGACGACAUGUGCAGAGGCAGCGCGCGGGUGAGGCGGCAUUGAAACGGCUUCUUGCCACCAAGAAAAGGGAAAGGGAACAGAAGGCAGAGGAAGGGAAGACCCAGGAAAAGAAGAAAGAGGAGGACCGGAAACAAAUUCGGCAGGAGAAGGCUCGAUUGGCAAGGCGAGCUGCUAUACAGGAGCUGCAGCAGAAGCGCGCUCAGCGGGCUGCAGAGGCCCAGCGUGUGGCAGAGGAGGAGCUUGAGGCUAUGAGGCAGAGUGGAAAGGUGGGCCGAAAGAAGCCCACAAAGACGUCUCCUAGCAACAGGAGCAGCAGCUCAGCCAGCGACAUCAAGACAAAAAACACAGAUGCCAAUGUGAAUGUUCCAGCUGAACUCGAUGACAUUUCCAACCUGCGAGCUGGAUCCCCUACAGACUCCCCCGGAAGAGGGUCUCAGUGCUCACAGCAGGAACUUUUACAUAAAAGAAUGAGCCAAGAGGAGCCGCAACAGGGGGCACCAUCAAGCAUAGCCCAGUCUAAAACCACAUUGAAUGACCUCCUGGACACUCUCAAACUGCUGGAAGAGGAGCCUGAGAAACUGCCCGAGCCCAAGAGCUACAGGAAGGACAAGUACUCCUGGAUUGAUGAGGAUGUAGACAACUCCCUGACACUAGACAAUUUGGAACGCCAUGGCAAGCUGAGUCAGCCUGCUGCCCUACCUGAUGGGGGCGCUCUGCUGUCAGAGGCCAAGCUGCAGAGCAUCAUGAGCUUCUUGGAUGAAAUGGAGAAGUCUGAGCAGGAGCGGCCACGGUCGGUCACUUCAGGAUCACACCGCGAGGUGUUGCUUUCUGAAGAGGAGCUCGCUGGGGUGGAGCAGGCCUCAGCCACUGCUGCAGAGGUCACAGGCUCCAUGAUGAGGCUGAAGCUGGAGCUGGAGGAGAAGAAACGGACCGUCAACAUGCUGCAGACAGCACUGGCCCAGCAGCGAGAGUUGACAGUUCGUCAUACCAAGGAGACAGAGAAGGAGCUGAAUCGCAGCUUCCAGCUGCAGAAGGAGCAGUAUGAGGCCACCAUCCAGAGACACCUGGGCUUCAUAGACCAGCUUAUUGAUGAUAAGAAGGCUUUGAGUGAACGCUGUGAGGGGGUGAUCAAUGAGCUCAAGCAGGUGGACCAGAAGUACACAAAGAAGAUUGCCCAGAUGCAGGAACAGCACGACCUGGUGUGGCACAUUCUGGGUCCCUUGUGUGAGGAGAUUAAAAAGCUGAAAGAGCUGAUGAGCGCCACUGAGAAGAUACGAAGAGAGAAAUGGAUUGAUGAAAAAACCAAGAAAAUAAAAGAGAUCACAGUAAAAGGGCUGGAGCCAGAGAUCCAAAAGCUAAUAGCGAAGCACAAGCAAGAACUGAAGAAGCUGCGCGCCGUCCAUGAGGCCGAGCUGUUGCAGGCAGAUGAGCGAGCUGCCCAGAGAUACGUACGACAGAGCGAGGAGCUCCGCCAGCAGCUCGAGAAGGAGAGGGAUGAACAGUGCCAGAGAGAGAGGGAGCUUGCCAAGCAAAGGUAUGAAAAGCAGCUGCAGGAGGAGGAGCAGUCCCUGCAGCAACAGCGGAGGCGUCUGUACAGUGAGGUGGCUGAGGAGAAGGAGAGACUGGCACAGCUAGCUUCCAGGCAACGUGCUGAACUGGAGGAGCUGAGGAGGCAGCUGGAGGAAAACAGCUCCCUGGCAGGACGGGCACUGCGAGAGGAGUUUGACAAGGCACGUGACGAACAGGAGAGGAGGCACCAGGCCGAGAUGAAAGCCCUGAAAGAGCGGCUGGAGAUUGAGAAGCAGGCCUGGGAGGAGAACUACAUGAAGAAGGAGGAGGCGUGGCUUUUGAGCCGAGAACGUGAGCUGAAGGAGGAGGUGCGUAGGGGGCGGGAUAAAGAGAUCGAGCUGGCCAUUCAAAGGCUGGAGGAGGAGACCAGUGGCGCCAGGGAGGAGUGUGAGAGAACUGCUGAGAACCGGGUGAAACGCGCGCGGGAGAAGUAUGAGGCUGAGCUGCGGGAGCUUGAGCGCUCCGAGAGGAGCCUGCAGGACAGGAACAACGAGCUGAAGAAGCGUCUAGGGGAGCUGGAAGGAGAGGUCAUCCGCCUGCAGGGACUCCUUCAGCAGAAAGAGCAGGAGGUGCAAGACAUCACCCAGAUCAGAGACAAGCUGGCAGAAGAGAGGCGCAGCUUGGCCGAAGUGAUCCGGCAGGAGUUCGCUGACCGGCUGGUUGCCACAGAGGAGGAGAACCGCCGGAUGAAGACGGAGGUGUCGGAGACGAGGGCGCGGCACCGGCUGGAGGUGGAGCGGGUGACCCGUGAGAAGGAGGAGGAGUUGGCUGAAGUGCAUCAGAGGGUGAAGGCAGCCAUCCUGAAGAAGGAGGAGACUGUCAAUAACUUGCGAAAGCAGUAUGAAGCUGCACUGAAGAGAGCAGAUCACUUGGAGGCUUUGUUGGAGCAGCAGAGGAAACAGCUUCUUGGCAAGUGAGAAAAGAGGACAGUGUCUGCUUACGUCACCGUACCAUCUGACCAAAGGGAGAUUUUCUUUCCUCCCCUAAUGCGCAAAGUGCAUGGACCUUCACAACUACAGUUAAAAGAGCUUCAUCACUCAGUGUGGGACACUUGUUCUGUUUGUGAUGAGUUACAGGAAGUCCGAACUCUGCACAGAACGAUGCUGGAAGGCGGUCUUGAGGGAAGCUAUCCUUGGUAGUUAAAUACGAUACAACUCUAUUUUCCUGUAGCUGAAGCAGGAAAUGGAAAAAGUGCGCUUUCCACUGAAGUGUGGCGGAAACAGCAUGUGCUUAUAAAAACGUAUCAUGGGCUAUCAUCCCAUGAUAUACCCUGCAAAUUCUGUUUUAAGUUUGAAGCAUUCUUCUUUUUUUGGUUUCAUCUCUUCAACAUGACGUGUCAGUGCAGUCUGCUUCUCCAGAUUUCCACAGCAGUUUAGUGCCAUUAUUAAACUUUCACAGAUAAAGUUUUGGUUUGGUUAUUGUGAAGAUUUGCAGUGCUUUGGUUUAAAAAUAAGCACAGUAUGUCUCGGAAGUUUUUGUCAGCUUUUAAAAGUCUUGACACGUUUCCCACAAUUACGAUUAUUUUGGAGCAGCCUAACUCUCCAGUUCAUUAGGGGAGUUUCUUACCAACAUAGGAAGACUUCUGUAGCUUUCUCUACAGCGUUAAUGGAAGAAUUUAAUGUUCUGUCCCCCAUUGCUGUUUUAUUUAUAAAGGGAGGUAUGAAGGUUAUUUAACCUGUGGCCCUUCCCACAAUUUUAUUGCACUCAUUUCCUUAAUUAUUUAAUUGCUAAUUAGCAGGAUUAGUCUAGCAAUUAAGCCAGUUGUAUGUGUUGGUGUGGUUUGGAAAGGGCAUAAAUAGAGUAGCCCUGAUCUGUAAAUCGUUACGGUUUUGUAGUGCAACAACUUUUUAAAUCUUUUUAAAGUUAUGAGGUGUUGAAUGAAUAUAAACUGUUGUACAGUUACAAUAAGUGAUGGAAAAGCAAAAGCUGGGAAGAGAAGGAAAAGGUUUAGGAAGUGUUGAUAUUGGAUAAGGAAAGAAGGGAAUGAAACAGUUAAUUCUUUUGCAAAGAGCAGGAAAAAUCUCAAGAGCCUCAGCACAGACCCACUCAUAGCAGUUAUGAGUUCAUCUCAGCAAUUCACCGACGCACUGAAGCUGUUAUAAAUAUGGUCUUUCUUCCCAACAUGUUUUUGUAACUGGACCUAUAAUUGUUUAUUAGGUUUACGUGGUGCACUCUUACAUGAAUGCAAAAUCACCGUGCAACACUGCACAAACAAAUCCACAUACCCUUUUUCUGUACGCUGUACCUUUGUUACUGAUUAAGACUUCCAAGCACAACAAGGUAACAACUGUUAGACGCUGUCAUCCACAACCACCAUUCCUAGAAGGCAUAAAAUGUGAAUGUUACAGACACGGCUGUCUUGUUUUACUGCUUUCCAUACUGUAAACCUUCAUUAUAACUAAAUGUUAAGCCAAGUGUUUUCCGAGACAAUGACUGUGAAGACUUAAAGAAAUUGUCACUUUUUUUAAAGCAUAAUGAAAUUGCCUUUUCUCUUCAACUGUAUUGUUGUUCUGAGCAACAUGUAGUGCAGUGGGAGGAAAUGAAAAAGUCUUUGUUUC